CUUCCUUCUCCCAACCCAAUGGUCAAAAAUGGUAGCUGCUUCUCUCUCUCUCUCUCUCUGUUUUUUUAAUUGUUUUGAGUCAACGUGGGGAGAAGGCCCGUACACGUUUUCAUUAAUAAACAAGAAAUACAGCUUACAUUCAAACAACACUGCAUCAGGGCACAUCCGUCUCUCUUGCUCUCUCUAUAAAUACCCAUCUGUCUUCUCAUUAUGCACCCCUGGCUUAAACAAGAUUUAGAUCUGUCUCUAUUUCUCUCUCUAUAAGUACCCAUCUGUCUCUCUCAAUAAGCACCCCUUAAACAGUGAGUUGUAGGCUUAAACACGAUUUAAAUCUGUCUCUCUUUCUCUCUCUAUAAAUACCCAUCUGUGUCGCUCUCAAUAAGCACCCCUUAAACAGUGAGUUGUAGGCUUAAACGAGAUUUAGAGCAUGGGAAGUACAGUUGGUGAAGAGCAACUUAGUGAACAAAUGGAGCAGCAACCAAUGCCUCUCUUAACCCCCUAUAAAAUGGGGAAAUUCCUCCUCUCUCACAGAAUUGUAUUGGCUCCAUUAACAAGGCAAAGAUCUUUUGGCAACGUUCCUCAACCCCAUGCAAUCUUAUAUUACUCUCAGAGAGCCUCUAAAGGAGGACUUCUCAUUGCUGAAGCAACUGGUGUUUCAGACACCGCUCAAGGGUACCCACACACACCUGGUAUUUGGACGAAGGAGCAGGUUGAGGCAUGGAAACCCAUUGUUGAUGCUGUCCAUGAAAAGGGUGGUGUCUUCUUUUGCCAGAUUUGGCAUGUUGGGAGGGUCUCCAACUAUGGAUAUCAACCAAAUGGGCAAGCUCCAAUCUCCUGUACCAGCAAGCAAUUGAGCCCACAAGUGGAUGCUAACCAGAUAAAUAAGUUAGAGUUCUCUCCGCCUCGAGCUCUAGUCACUGAGGAAAUCCCACUUGUUGUCAACGAUUUCAGACUCGCAGCGAGAAAUGCAAUUGAUGCCGGUUUUGAUGGAGUCGAGAUCCACGGAGCUCAUGGAUACCUUCUUGAUCAGUUCAUGAAGGAUAGUGUGAACGACCGGACUGACCACUAUGGUGGGUCCUUAGAGAACCGUUGUCGCUUCGCCCUGGAGAUAGUUGAAGCUGUGGUUAAAGAGAUUGGAGCUGAUAAGGUUGGGAUAAGGCUCUCACCAUUUGCAUCUUAUUGUGAGGCUGGAGACUCGAACCCUGAAGCCCUUGGCCUCUACAUGGCUGAGGCAUUGAACAAAUACAAUAUUGUCUAUGCUCAUUUUGUGGAGCCUAGAAUGGUUACAGUUGGUGAAAAAGCUGAGACUCCGCAUAGUCUUUUGCCCAUGAGGAAGGCAUUCAAGGGGACUUUCAUUUCAGCUGGGGGUUACACUAAAGAAGAUGGUAACAAAGCUAUUGCCGAAGGAGCCACUGAUCUUGCUGUUUUCGGGCGCCUUUUCUUGGCUAACCCGGACUUGCCAAGGAGGUUUGAACUGAAUGCUCCAUUGAACAAGUAUAACAGAGAGACCUUCUAUAUCCCUGAUCCAGUUGUGGGUUAUACAGAUUACCCCUUUUUAAGCUACUGAUGAGGGGAGGAGUGAUGGAACUCUGGCAUUUUGUUUGAAAUAUCAAAGGAUUCAAAUUCGAAAUGCGAUCAUUUAAUGUAAUAAUCAUGUACCAAUUUUAUGGUAACAGUCUCAUUUUACAGAUGGAGGUUCUUUUGCCCUUCUCCUUUUAAUAUUUGUUUCUACAUAUUAAUAGCUAA
Amborella trichopoda is the source of this 1746-nucleotide messenger RNA. RefSeq names its product putative 12-oxophytodienoate reductase 11. Gene Ontology annotation, molecular function: oxidoreductase activity; FMN binding. NCBI's taxonomy places the organism in Eukaryota, Viridiplantae, Streptophyta, Magnoliopsida, Amborellales, Amborellaceae. The record is from RefSeq and is a predicted model, not a curated record.